AUGGCUGCUACUACAAUCAAACUGUUAAUGUUGUUGGCAAUUGCUUUCCUUGCCUCAGUUUGUGUCUCUUCUAGGUCCGACCAAGAGAACCCCUUUAUCUUUAAGUCUAACCGAUUUCAAACUCUUUACGAGAAUGAAAACGGUCACAUUCGUCUCCUCCAAAAAUUUGACACACGUUCUAAAAGAUUUGAAAAUCUUCAAAAUUACCGUCUUUUAGAAUAUAAAUCCAAACCUCACACCCUUUUUCUUCCACAAUACACCGAUGCUGACUUUAUCCUUGUAGUCCUUAGUGGGAAAGCCAUUCUCACAGUGUUAAACUCUAAUGAUCGAAACUCCUUCAGUCUUGAACGUGGUGAUACCAUCAAAAUCCCUGCUGGAACUAUUGCUUAUUUAGCUAAUCGAGAUGACAACGAGGAUCUUAGAGUAUUAGAUCUCGCCAUCCCAGUAAACAAACCAGGUCAAUUGCAGCCUUUCUUAUUAUCUGGAACUCAAAAUCAACCAUCAUUAUUAUCCGGGUUCAGCAAGAAAGUUCUAGAGGCCGCUUUCAAUACCAAUUACGAGGAGAUAGAAAAGGUUCUUUUAGAACAACAAGAACAAGAGCCACAACACAGAAGAAGCCUUAAGGAUAGGAGACAAGAGAUCAACGAAGAAAAUGUAAUAGUCAAAGUAUCAAGGGAACAAAUUGAGGAACUGAGCAAAAAUGCAAAGUCCAGCUCCAAAAAGAGUGUAUCAUCGGAAUCUGAACCAUUCAACUUGAGAAGUCGCAAUCCUAUCUAUUCCAAUAAGUUUGGCAAAUUCUUUGAGAUCACCCCAGAAAAAAAUCAACAACUUCAAGACUUGGACAUAUUUGUCAAUUCUGUGGAGAUCAAGGAGGGAUCUUUAUUGUUGCCAAACUACAAUUCAAAGGCAAUUGUGAUAGUAACUGUUAAUGAAGGAAAAGGAGAUUUUGAACUAUUGGGAAUAAGAAAUGAGAACCAGAGAGAAGAAAGUGACGAGGAAGAGGAACAAGAAGAAGAGACAAGCAAACAAGUGCAAAGGUAUAGAGCUAAGUUGUCUCCAGGUGAUGUUUUUGUGAUUCCAGCAGGUCAUCCAGUUGCCAUAAAUGCCUCCUCAAAUCUCAAUCUGAUUGGAUUUGGUAUCAAUGCCGAGAACAACCAGAGAAACUUCCUUGCAGGCGAGGAGGACAAUGUCAUAAGUCAAAUACAGAGACCAGUGAAAGAACUUGUAUUUCCCGGAUCUUCUCGUGAAGUUGACAAGCUCCUAAAGAAUCAAAGACAAUCUUACUUUGCAAAUGCUCAGCCUCUACAAAGAGAGUAA
Lathyrus sativus (Indian pea) is the source of this 1317-nucleotide messenger RNA. The record is from the annotation of a GenBank genome assembly. NCBI's taxonomy places the organism in Eukaryota, Viridiplantae, Streptophyta, Magnoliopsida, Fabales, Fabaceae.